AUGGAGGGACUGGGCGCGGGCCGGAGCCCCAAUCCUCCGGGCAGGCAAGGGGGAGACCGCAGGCAGCUCCGGGGCGCGCCGGACAGCUCCAGCCGCCGCCGAGGUCGGGGGCGCUCCACUCGGGGCCCUCAGGGUGCGGGGCGGGAGCGCACGCGCUGGGCGCGGCGGCGCGGCGGGCUCGGGGCUCCGGGGCGCCGCGCCGAACGCAGCUCUGACGGCAGGCUCCCGUGCGGCUCCAGGGUGCCGGGCGCGGGCUGCAGGGAGGGCGCGCGGCCGGGACACAAAGGCGGAGAGACGACUCGCGCGGGCGGCGGACGCUGCGCCCCGAGCAGGCCGCCUCGCACUAUAGAUCCAGGGGGGCGGGCAGCGGCCCGAGCGCGCGGGCGCCGCGUCGGCGCGGUUCCAUGUCCCAGGGCGCGGAGCGCGGAGCGGCGAGGGGCGCCUCCAGGCGCGCGGGAGCCUCCUCAAUCUUCGCGGCUCCCGGCCCGCGGAGCAGGCAGGAGGGGCUCGGUCCCCGCCGCGGGCGCCGGACGCGCACGGGCCUUUGUGUGCGGGGAGGGCGCCGGGACCCUCUGCGCGCAGCUCCCAGCUCCGGCCGGCGCCGCCGUCCCCGCCGAGGAGAGUCAGCGCGCUCGGCGCGCUGUCAGAGCACUAUAA
This is a messenger RNA of Callorhinus ursinus (northern fur seal), 657 nucleotides long. NCBI's taxonomy places the organism in Eukaryota, Metazoa, Chordata, Mammalia, Carnivora, Otariidae. The record is from RefSeq and is a predicted model, not a curated record.